GCGCCCGGACCCCUUUCCAAGCCAGGGCCGGGGGCGGGCCCGGGUCCGAGGCGGAUCCUGGCACCACCAUGCGGGGCGAACUGUGGCUCCUGGUGCUGGUGCUCAGAGAGGCGGCCCGGGCGCUCAGCCCCCAGCCCGGAGCAGGACAGGAUGGAGGUCGAGCCUCUGGGUGGGCCACCACGGGGACCACGCGGGCCUGGAAGCGGAGAGCUCGUGAGACUCUUGGACUGGUGUUGGAGCCAGAGAGGACCCAGCUGAGCCAGGACCUUGGUGGGGGCACCCUGGCCAUUGACACACUGCCAGACAAUGGGACCAAGGUGGUGGAGGACAACCACAGCUACUACGUGUCUCGCCUGUAUGGUCCUGGUGAGCCCCGAGGCCGGGAGCUAUGGAUGGACGUGACUGAGGCCAACCAGAGCCUAGUGAAGGUCCACAGAAUCCUCUCCAGCAGCCACCGGCAGGCUUCGAGAGUGGUCUUGUCCUUUGAUUUCCCUUUCUAUGGGCAUCCUCUGCGGCAGAUCACCAUAGCAACUGGAGGCUUCAUCUUCAUGGGCGAUGUGAUCCACCGGAUGCUCACAGCCACUCAGUACGUGGCCCCCCUGAUGGCCAACUUCAACCCCGGCUACUCCGACAAUUCUACAGUCGCUUACUUUGACAAUGGGACAGUUUUUGUAGUUCAGUGGGAUCACGUCUACCUUCAAGGUCGGGAGGACAGAGGCAGCUUCACUUUCCAGGCAGCCCUGCACCGUGAUGGCCGCAUUGUCUUUGGCUACAAAGAGAUCCCCAUGUCUGUCCUGGAAAUCAGUGCCUCCCAGCACCCAGUCAAAGCAGGCCUGUCAGAUGCCUUCAUGAUUCUCAACCCAUCACCUGACGUUCCAGAAUCUCGCAGAAGGACCAUCUUUGAAUACCACCGUGUCGAGCUGGACCCCAGCAAAGUCACCAGUACAUCAGCUGUAGAGUUUACCCCUCUGCCAACCUGCCUGCAGCAUCAGAGCUGUGAAGCCUGCAUGUCCUCGGACCUGACCUUCAACUGCAGCUGGUGCCAUGUCCUCCAGAGAUGCUCCAGUGGCUUUGACCGCUACCGCCAGGAGUGGCUGGCCUACGGCUGUGCCCAGGAGGCAGAAGGCAAGACAUGUGAGGAUUUCCGAGACCAAGAUCACUACUCAUCUUCUCCUGAUAGUUCCUUCAGCCCUCUUGAUGGAGACCUCACCACCACUUCCUCCUCCCUCUUCAUCGACAGCCUCACCACAGAAGAUGACACCAAGUUGAAUCCCUACGCAGGAGGAGAUGACCUUCAGAACAACUUGUCCCCUGAGACAAGGGGUCCUCCAGUACACCUGGGCACCAUCGUGGGCAUAGUGCUGGCAGUUCUUCUCGUGGCAGCCAUCAUCAUGGCUGGGAUUUACAUCAACGGCCACCCUACCUCCAAUGCUGCACUCUUCUUCAUCGAGCGGCGACCUCACCACUGGCCGGCCAUGAAGUUCCGGAACCACCCCAGCCACUCCACCUACACAGAAGUGGAGCCCUCGGGCCAUGAGAAGGAGGGCUUCGUGGAGGCUGAGCAGUGCUGA
Molecule: messenger RNA, 1571 nt
Organism: Elephantulus edwardii (Cape elephant shrew)
Lineage: Eukaryota; Metazoa; Chordata; Mammalia; Macroscelidea; Macroscelididae
Gene: PLXDC1
Product: plexin domain containing 1
Exons: 14
Coding region: 69-1571 (500 amino acids)
Source: RefSeq, a predicted model, not a curated record